This is a messenger RNA of Sphaerodactylus townsendi, 2251 nucleotides long. It is a transcript of the gene PIGS, whose product is annotated as phosphatidylinositol glycan anchor biosynthesis class S. The transcript is spliced from 12 exons. Gene Ontology annotation, biological process: attachment of GPI anchor to protein. The coding region runs from base 48 to 1712 and encodes 554 amino acids. Gene Ontology annotation, cellular component: GPI-anchor transamidase complex. NCBI's taxonomy places the organism in Eukaryota, Metazoa, Chordata, Lepidosauria, Squamata, Sphaerodactylidae. The record is from RefSeq and is a predicted model, not a curated record.
CACUUGGAGACUCCGCCCUUUGAAGCCCCUCGUCGCCCGGAAUAACGAUGGCGGCCUCCGCCGGUGCGAUGGAUCUGGCAGAGAAGGCAAAAGGGAAAUAUGCUGCUCUCUCCUUUGCCACCAUUGCUGUUGUGGUCGGGCUGCCCCUCUGGUGGAAAACAACAGAGACCAACCGGGCCUCGCUUCCUUAUUCCGAGAUCGCCAACUUGGACACCCUAAUGUUCCAGCUGACUGUGCCGAUCUCAGUUGUGGUUGCCAAGGGGACUCUGCUGGGGGCCCAGGAGAGGAAGCUCCCCUUUAGAGAGAGUCAGGAGGCCGAGACUCCCUUAAACCCGAAGACCAGCGUCACGGCCCACUAUCAGAUCACCUAUCGGCGUGCCACUCCCCAGGAAGAACAGGUGCUGACCUCAGGGCAAGGCGCUGGUGAUGUGGUGCUACCAGCCCAAGAGACCCCGGCAGGUUCGCUCACCGUCUAUGUGAUACCCUCUAGUUCGCUUCUUUUGCCACAGGAGACUACCAUGUACAUCAGCAAGCAUCGCAGCGCCAUAAUUCGAGCCCCGCAAGGUGCCGCAGACGUGCUGGUAGCCGUGAGUGCACAAAUACAGCAGGUGACUCGGGUCAUGUCCUUCUCGGCUGAGUCCAUCACCGGAGCCCUCUCUGACCGCAUGCCCAUCCUCCAGCCGGGGACUGAGUGGAAGCGGCCCUUCAAAUCCAGCUUAGGGUAUGAGAUCACCUUUAGCUUGCUAAAUCCUGAUCCCAAAGCCCAUGACGUCCACUGGGACAUCGAGGGAGCCACCCGUCGCUACGUGGAGCCCCUCCUGGGCAAACUGAGAUCGGUGGCAGAGAUCUCUGUGGACUCACAGAUCCUCUACUAUGCAGCACUGGGGGUCACGCCCCGUUUUGAUGCGCCUUCCUCUAGCUACAUACUCAGUGCACACAGCCUGCCCCAUGUCAUUAACCCCGUGGAAGCCAGGCUAGGUUCCAGCGCUGCCUCGCUCUACCCGGUGCUCAACUUCCUACUGUAUGUGCCAGAACGUUCGCACUCGCCUCUCUACAUCCAGGACAAAGAUGGCACCGCUGUGCCAACCAACGCUUUCCACAGCCCACGCUGGGGUGGGAUCAUGGUAUACAAUAUUGAGCCAGAGGCAGCCAAUGAGACGUCCUUCCCAAGGCGCGUGAAUGUUGACAUGGUUCGGGUGAUGGAAGUGUUUCUGGCCCAGCUACGGUUGCUGUUUGGGAUUCUGCCAGUUCCACUUCCAGAGAGGGCCAUGCUGGAAAGCUUUGGGAACGAGGGCCUCUCUGCCUGGGAGCUGGAUCGCCUCCUGUGGGCCCGCACCGUUGAGAACGUGGCCACUGUGGCCACCACCCUGACCUCACUGGCCCAGCUGCUAGAGAAGAUUAGCAACAUCGUGAUCCGGGAUGAUGUCGCAUCACAGGUGUUUCGAGCUGUGGAGUCGGCCCAGAAGGCACUGUUGGACUUGGGUAUGGGACACUUGGAGCCUGCCUUCCAGGCCAGCAAAGACGCCGUCAUGUCCUCCGAACGGGCCUUUUUCGACCCGUCGCUCCUGCAUCUCUUGUAUUUCCCUGAUGACCAGAAGUUCGCCAUCUACAUUCCCCUCUUCCUCCCAAUGGCCGUUCCCAUCCUGCUGUCCCUGGCGAAGAUCCUGCGAGAGGCCAGGCAGAGCAAGAAAGCUGCCACCAAAAUGGACUGAGGCCCCUCCUUGACUCUUGUGCAUGUGGACAGUUGUGGGGUGAAGAACUGGGGAAGGGAAAGCUCUGUCCAACGAAGAGGAGGCAUGCGGUACCUGGUGUGGCAGUAUUCAUGGCUAGUCUCUGAGAGGGCUCCUCCAGUAGAGAAAAUGCAGCUCAGCCUUUACUGGAGGGGGGCAGAACAGAGUGGUCCUUCUGGGGAGGGGUCACCUGAAGUGGGCUUUGCUGGCACUUCUGUGAUUCGCUGCGGCAGGAAGGAAGGAAGAGCUGCAGUAGCUCAGGGUGGCGCCUUCCCAACCCACCAAGGGUUACAAGGAAAACUACUUGGGGCACACAAGAGGCACUCUGGAGGGCGGGGGGCAUUUUCCAAGGCCCUCACCCCAGCUCUCCAAGGAACUGGCUGGCUCCGGGGCAAAAGGGCUGCUGGCGUAACCCUGCUGACUAGCCUGGAGCAUGGGGCUAGUGGGGGGGGGAGGGGGCUGCCUCUUCUGUAUUGACAGGCAACAUCUUGGGUUCGUAAUAAAAGCCCCCCUGUCUGGAA